Branchiostoma floridae (Florida lancelet) is the source of this 3464-nucleotide messenger RNA. RefSeq names its product calmodulin-A-like. Gene Ontology annotation, cellular component: myosin II complex. The transcript has a single exon. The record is from RefSeq and is a predicted model, not a curated record. The coding region runs from base 1276 to 1797 and encodes 173 amino acids. Gene Ontology annotation, molecular function: calcium ion binding. Lineage: Eukaryota; Metazoa; Chordata; Leptocardii; Amphioxiformes; Branchiostomatidae.
GCCGGAACCGUCUGGCGGGUUUUAUGGAGAUCGUACAACGCCAGAACUGCUGAUGGAGUACCCUGGUUACCACAUCGACGAACGGACCGCCGGCCGGUUUCUUCUAGUCUCUACCAGACUCCGGCCUGCCUGGCCGAAUAGUUAUAUAGGGGACUUUGGUCAAGUUAGGAAUAAAAGCCUAGUUGGAGUUCAUUGGCCUAGGAGAGAACUGACCGACCGUCGGAUAGACGGAUAGACUGCAAAAGACUGACUGAAAUCCCAUGGCAACUUGUUUAGCCAAAUUCUUCUCUUUCAUCAUCCAGCUGACACGUCUGAUUGGAGACUAGGUUUCUUCGGCGGCCUUCUGCCCGCCGAUCAAAAUUUGUGCUCAGAGACUUUCGGUUCGUCUGGCGCUACUCUCCACUGAGAGUUAAAUGAUAUCGGCGGGUACACUGUAUUGGGCCGCCGAAGAAACCGGUUGCCGGCCCGGGUAUCCGUCUGGUAGCCAGGGUACUGAUGAAUUGGCAUCAUCCAUUGCCACGGACCUGCUUGAUCCAGCUUCUGUCACGCGAUACGUUUCACCCACUGACGCUUAACCUUUCGUGCUUUGGAGUUUAACGACUGCACAGUUUUAUCCUUCUAUUUGAGAUCUUCUUAAAUCAUUUCGGACGUCUGUCUCAAAUUGUCAGCAACAGGUGAUAGCUCAACGGCUUAUCUGAGUCUUAGAUAUCGCCUUGAUAGUCUUCAUGAGGAUCGGGCGAAUGUCGACGUCUUGUAUGAAGCCAGCCACCCGCGGUAUCUAGGCGUCGCCAAAUAACUGUGUGAAAGGAUAGCACUCCGCCCCUGGAAGGUCAGCUACUGUCGUGCCCAAUGUUUAAUUUAAGCUCGCCGUGUUAUAUCUUAGCGGUGCAAUAGCUUAGGGCCACGUAGUAUAUUUGCCAACGCUGUAAACAUCUGAAUAACUGGGGAGACAUUCCGGUAUCUCUGGCUGACAGCCGCGGGUAGGACAGCAGUGAGGGGUACAGAGAAGUGUCGGGGCGCCGGCAGGAGCUGGUCACAAGGGGGAACAAUCAUGUAAAUCGCUCGCCUGGAAAGGACUGAUCGCUUGGCAGGCCGCGAGACCAAUAGAGAUCGGGGUAGCAAAUAAGUGGCGAGAGAUUCCUUGCAACCUCGUGCAUGUUGAGAACUGUCUCCGGCAUUUGUGAAGACUCGGAGACGUGAGGACUUUUUGGCUAGACAUUGCGGAGCUACCUGUGCCGUUUCUGUCGCGACUUGAGCCCGCUGUAGACCACGGGGAUGGCCGACUCGGACGCAGCUCGAGCGGCUGACCGCCUGAGGAAGGAGGAGUUCCAACAGCUCGAGCAGGCAUUCAAGAAGUUCGACAAGGACGGCAGCGGCUCCAUCGACUUCAAGGAGCUGGGAUUCCUCCUGCGGUCCCUCGGGCAGAACCCCACCAAGCCGGAGCUGCACAACAUCAGGAACCUGGCCGACGCGGACGGCAGCGGCUGCAUCGACCUGCAGGAGUUCGUGGGGCUGAUGUCGCACAGCGCGCGGGAGCAGGCCAUCGAGGCGCGGGAGACGCUCCGGCACGCGCUGAAGCUCUUCGACAAGGACGGGUCCGGCUACGUCAGCGCCACCGAGCUGCGGUACGUCAUGACCAACCUCGGGGACAAGAUGAGCGAGGAGGAGGUGGAGGAGCUGCUUUCCUUCGGCCACAUCGACUCCUCCAACCUCAUGAACUACGAGGAGUUCCUCGUGUCGCUGAUUCCGCUACCUCCAGAACCUGAGGAGGAAACCAACAAGAAAGGCAAGAGAUGAUGGCAGAAGAUGAAAAUAUUGUAUGAAGGUUUGACUGUAAGUCGAUCGCUGUUGUAUAUUUUUGAAACGUCUCGAUGUACGAAAUACGUUGAUCUUUGAAUUCAUGAAUGAAGAAAUGUCGGUACUAAAAAGUCGCGUACGCUUAAACUGACACCGACGACAAACUUGUUUGUUAAGCCAAUAUGUUUCAGGCCUGUGCAAAUUGAAUUCGAUGUUCUUCUUUACGGCUUGCAGACGUCGACUUUUGCUGUUAGCAAAACGCCUACAACAUUAUAUCUCCGGUAGCAGUCACAAAGUGAUGGUUUCAUGUCGAAAAUACAACUAAUAUAUGAUGCUGAACGCGCCAAAUGAUGUUCUAAUGAAAGGUUAAACUUUUGUAGAAGAUUUGAGAUACUACAGUUAUUUCACAUUCAACCGCUAGGAAGGUCUGUAUAGCCUGUCGAGACUGUGACAUACAGACUGCUUAUCGAAAUGCCAUAUUCGUCAGCUCUCUCAGCGCUUCUUCUGAGAAGACCAUUAAACCAAAGUAACUGUAUACGUUACACAGCAGAGUCCGCCUGUGCAGUAGCCUUUUCAGUACCAAGAAACAAUUAGAACGUGUAGAUAUGAAUUAUUGGAUGUAUAAAUGGCCUACUGUCAUGUAUAAAAUGUGUGAUUGCUAUCUGUAUGAUAACGGCUUCUAAUAUUGUUUAAAAUUCGAACGCAAGACACAUUUGAGUGAGCUUCACGUUCAAGGUAUAGGACGAAAUUCUAUAUAGUCUAUAUAUGUAUACAGAGCGAUGGACGUUGGAUACUCCAAAAUAUGUCAGCUCAUCCAGUUACAAUCGCAGUCGUCAACGCAAUGCUGAUAACGUACGUACUCCCAAGACCCUGUCAGGAUCAGUAGGACUUAACAUCGGACAUUCGCUAAGCAGCUGGGGUAUUGCGGCUGACGUUCGACAAUGAGGAACGGCGUUGCUGCCGUCGACUGGAUUCUGCUGGCCUGGAGGUGUAAACCGACACCAAGUUCUACUGGAUACGGGAGCAAGUGGAGACAUAUCAGUCUGUCAGCGGUGUCACCUUGGACCACUAAACGGACAGUUGUGGCUGCCCCGCCCGAUAUGGACAUCACAGGGUAACAGGAACCCGUCACCAGAUCUUGUUGUGUAGAUCUCAAUGGCCUUACAUUAAGACUGUAGACAUGUAUGUUGUGAAAGAUCUAUAUAGAUCUGAGGGGAACCUGAACGUUUGAUGUCGUACACCAAGUAGAUUUUCCAAUUUUCUGCAUUUCUCUCUUGGUGAAAAUAUCGACAUUCACAGAACGCUGAAGUAGGAAUAUAAUUCUUAUCUAAAAUGUACUUCAAAUGGCUUCAAUUGGCUCCUUGAUAACAGAUAAUGUAAAUAUUACAAAGAUAUUGUCAACAUAGAAUGGUAGUGCAGGUAUCGUUGUUCAGUGUCAUAUCCAUCGAGGAUAUGGUUGUUGCCGUCAAGUCGCUACAGCACACAGAAGUCUUGCAGCACAGAGUGUACACAUUGUCAACUAAACUGAUAAAAAGAUAAAUGGUGUUCUGUCUAGGUUCAUAAUGAUGUAUGAUUAGAAAACGAAUCUGAGUUACAGGCAAAAUACCUUUAGUCUUCAUAUAGUGAUAGCUCGGCCUGCGAAGCUUUGAUAAUAUAAUGAUACUUAA